Knipowitschia caucasica is the source of this 1017-nucleotide messenger RNA. The record is from the annotation of a GenBank genome assembly. Lineage: Eukaryota; Metazoa; Chordata; Actinopteri; Gobiiformes; Gobiidae.
AUGGGACUGUUGUACGCACUUAUGCAGCUGGGUCAGCGUUGUGACUGCACUGAACAUGAGCUGCUGUAUGAGCGUACCAUCUCUGGCCUGCGGGGGGAGCUCCACACCCUGCAGCAGAUUAUGCAGAGGAAGGAGAGCAAGCAGCAGGACACCGGCCAUCUGCCCCCCAUCUAUGUCAUCACCCCCACCUAUGCCAGGCUGGUGCAGAAGGCCGAGCUGACGCGUCUGUUGCACACCUUCCUCCUGGUUCCAGCGCUGCACUGGAUCCUGGUGGAGGACGCUCCACACAAGACGUCUCUGGUGUCCAACCUCCUGAAGAGCAGCGGACUCAGCUACACACACCUGAACAUGCUCACGGCACCACAGAGGAAGCUGCAGGAGGGAGAGCCAAACUGGCUGAAGCCUCGCGGGGUGGAGCAGAGGAACGAGGGCCUGCGCUGGCUGCGGGAGGACAGGCCGUCCACUGGGGGAGCCAGUGAGCAGGGUGUAGUCUACUUUGCUGAUGAUGACAACACCUACAGCCUACAGCUGUUCCAGGAGAUGAGGAGCACUCAGAAGGUGUCCGUGUGGCCUGUGGGGCUGGUGGGGGCCAUGAAGUACGAGAGCCCAGUGGUGCAGGGAGGACAGGUGGUCGGCUUCCACACGGGCUGGAGACCCUCGCGGCCCUUCCCUGUGGACAUGGCGGGCUUCGCUGUGUCCUUGCGCCUGCUGCUGGAGCGUCCGGAGGCCCGUUUCCAUGGCGACGCGGCACAGGGCUUCCUGGAGAGCAGCCUCCUCCAGGGGCUGGUCACUGUGGACGAGCUGGAGCCCAGAGCAGACAACUGCACCAAGGUCCUGGUGUGGCACACGCGCACGGAGAAGCCCAAACUGAAGAGGGAGGACGUCCUGCAGGCACAAGGCCAGGGCUCUGACCCCAGGGUGGAGAACGUGUUCACACUUGCCCGACACCAGGACCUCAGCUGGGGCAGGUGUGGCCUCAUGUGGCUGUGUGUGGAGCUGACCACAGGACAGGCCUGA